This is a messenger RNA of Paramecium tetraurelia, 2679 nucleotides long. RefSeq lists its product as uncharacterized. Lineage: Eukaryota; Ciliophora; Oligohymenophorea; Peniculida; Parameciidae. The transcript is spliced from 4 exons. The record is from RefSeq and is a predicted model, not a curated record.
AUGAUUGAUGAGAUAACUCUGUUGGCAAACUUCAUUUAAUUGAAAACGGAAACGCUGUAUCAAAGAUCAAAAUUUAGCGGAUUGUGCUUGUACCCAUCUAUCGUAUUGUCGAUAGCCUUUGAUAGAAGUACUGUAAAUAUAGGAACUGUUUUGAUAACAUUGAUUUUAACAGCUAUUUUAAAAAGUCAUAAUAAAUUAAUUUAUAUCUUAAGAUUAUAGGUUCUCUUAUUGUUUCCAGAGCUACUUCUUUAAAAUUAAAAUCAAGCAUUAAUCAGUUCAUUUUUGAUUAACCAAAUAUAUGUGCCUUACUGGCCAAGUUAAAUUGUGUUUUAGAUGGUUUUAGUUAGGUCAGUGAAUGGAUUGUAUUUGGGAUUUGGAUUAGUAAUGUUGUCUAGAUAUUUUGAAAUUUUAAAGCGAAGAUUCUUUAUAUCAUUCUAUAUUCAAGAAUACAACUAAAAUCAGAGAGAGUGUGUGUUGGAGAAACUACCAAUAGACAUUUUCCUCAUUAAUAGCGAAGCCAACAUUUACUAUAGUAAUAAUCAUGUAAAAUAAUUUGAUAAUGAAUUGCAAAGGAAAUUGGCAAACCUGAUUCGAAAGAAGAAAACAGAUGAAAUAACAUUAAACCAUAAAUAUUACAAGAUGGAAUAAUAUCAUUCCGAUUACCUAUUGACACAAUAAUAAUUUAGUUGUGGAGAUAUCGAACUGUUUAUAAAGUUGUCACAAUAAAUAGAUUAAUUGUACAACCUCAUAUGCUAGGACUAUCAGAAAUGGAACAACUUAAGAGCAUUUAAAGUAGUGAAGGAGAGCGAUUUAAGUAUCUUAGGUCAAUGCACCACAGAUUGUAGAUUAUUAAAACAGUAAAUAGAUACCAUAAAUAUUCUAAAUCACGAUUGUCAAUAAAUCAAAUACUAAUCAUCAUCAAAAGACGAGUUUUUUUUGAAGAACUAUGUGGUGAAUGUGAUUGAAUCAAUGGUUAAUCGACUCUAAGAGCAUUUCAAUAUAAUUCAACUUGAAUUUGAGGAGGGCAUUCCAGAAAAGCUUGUGGGAAACAAACAUGGCAUUCUCUAUAGUCUGUAUGCAUUCUUAAUGAGUGCGAUGCUUGUGGAAUAGAAAUCAGAUCUGUUGACAAUAAAUACUAGAAUAGCUUAAGUGUAUUUAGAUAAAUCAGAAUAUGAUCUUGAGAUAUCCAUUAGUUUUCCAUGUUCCAACAAAUAAAUGAAAUUGUAUUGUCAAGAUGAAUUUGAGAAUGAGAAUGAACAAUUUUUGCUAAUCAUGAUCAAAUAAUGUAAGUAAUUGCUCUCGAUUGAUUAUAAAACUGAUGGGGACAACAUUAUCAUCUUAUUGAUAACAAGUGUUCAAUUGUGUGAAAAGAGUGACAAAUCCUGUGAUAAUAUUCAGAUGGUUGAUUUGACUUUUACAAAAAAUGUUAUUGAUGUAAAUCAUUACUUUUGGAAUGCAAAAAGAUAUGCCUCUCCAGCUAUGACUUAUGAUAAAUCCUUGAGAUCACCUAUAUAAAAAUGCACGGCUAAAUUUAAUUUUACUGAUUCUUUGGCUUCAACUAUCCAAUUGAAAUCGAUUCCAAAUUCAGCCUAAGCCUCUGCUGCAAAUUCUAAUGUCUAAUCUCCUGAGAAUACAUUGAUUAAAAAUGAUGAUAUAAUCAGAGAAGUCGAAAAGGCUUUCAAAUAUACUAUACAAUUUCCUUAAAUAAAAGAGGAUAUAAUCAAAUUGCUAGAAUAAACCUUGAAAGUUGCCUACAAUGAAGGAAUCUUGGAUCACGACAAAACCAUACUCGAUAUAGGAUGUUCUCAAAUGGGCUAUGAUAAGUACAGUUAGAUUAGUGUGAGAUCAGACACACCAUUUGUUCAAGAUUAUUGUGAUCAAUUAAUUGAUUAAAAUGACAACGAAUUUUAAAAGAGUAAACCCAAAUAGUUCAAAACUCCUUAAUUAAAACCUAGAGAUUUAGUAAGAUUCGAUAAUUUGGGGCAGCAAGUGGUCCGUGAAUAAAAGAAAAAGCAAGAAAAAGCUAAUAGGUCUAUCUAGGGAAAGAGGAACAAAGAUCAAAAGUAAUUGAGUGUUCUGUUUAGUCCUUCUGUGAUGAGCAAAUUUAGUAACAAUCUGGUAUCCAAAGUCUAAAAAUCCAAAACUCAAUUGCCUAAAAUUGAUGAUAACAAUGAUAAUAAAUUUCAUAUUAGAGUCAGAGAUAAUAGAUUAAGGAAACAACAACGAAAAUGGACUUGUAGAAUUAGACUGGAUGAAUAACCAAAGUAGGAACCGAACAUACUCUGUUUGAUUCCUAAUACUCAAUUUAUUCACGUGGCACAAAGGUUUGGUAAUAGUCAGUAUGGAGAUUUAAUGAUCGGAGAGCCCAUUAUCACUUACUCAGUCUCAGAAUUGAUUGCGAUCUAUAAAUAGCAUUUUAAUGAGGGCAAACAGUUUUGCUUUAUUUUGAUAUACAUUCAUAAGAUUAGUGAAAUCGAGGAAUUGAGCAUUGCUGUGCAAAGCAAUGAAAACUUAUGGUGUCAAGAUCGUGAUUUCAAAAAAACAGUGAUGAUAGGAAUUUACAAUUAAACCUAAUUGAACAAAAAUCUAUAUCAGUUUCUUCAAUACACUAUUCCUUUAAGCUAAGAUGCCGAAUAAUUAGCCAAAUCAAAAGAAUGGAUAGCGGAAAUAAGUAAAUGA